AUGAUAGUGGAUUGCCAGUACCCUGACUGCUACCACCUGUCUGCCCCCACAUUUGAGAAGGUAAGCACAGACACUUCCAGUUCAAGAAAGCCAGAUCCAAAAGGUCGGAGUGCGCUGCUGGCUGACAUCCAGCAAGGAACUCGCCUGCGGAAGGUGACGCAGAUCAAUGAUCGCAGCGCCCCACAGAUUGAGGGUUCUAAAGGGACCAGCAAAGAAGGAGGAGGUUCUGCAAACUCCCGAGCUGUGAACACACCCCCAGCCCUAGGAGACCUGUUUGCUGGUGGCUUUCCUGUGUUGCGACCAGCAGGCCAGAGGGAUGCAGCAGGUACCAAGUCAGGGCAGGCCCCUGGCUCCCGAGCACCGUCUCCCAGGCUUCCCACCAAAGCCAUCAUUGGCCCUGUUAACCCCCCUGCAUCGCCCAGGCUAGGCAAUGCCUCUGAGACGCAUGGCGCUGCCAGGACAGUCCUUCCCCGCCCCAGCGUGCCCGCCCCUCCUCCCCCGACCCCGCCCGCACCUCCACCCUUGCCCCUGUCCUCCCCGGUCAAAGCUGCGCUGGUGUCCCCUCCUGGCCCGCCGACCAAAGGGACCCUCCCGGUGCUUGCGCCUCCUGUUCCCUGCGCGCCUCCACCGCCACUUCCCCCAACCCCACCCCCACUGCCAUCGGCCUCGGUUCUGGGUGACAAGGCGGCGAAGCCUCCCCUAGCCCCCUUGCACCUCCCGCCCAUUCCGCCCCCGCUCCCUCUCCUCCCACCCUGUGGGUAUCCUGGGCUGAGCACGGAGCCCGCCAGCCCAGCCCAAGACUCGCAGGAGUCGCCCGCCCCGCCGCCCCCGCCGCCCCCGCCGCCCCCCUAUACCUGCUCCCCGAGGGCCGCGGCGCCCGCGCCGCCCCUGCCAGGACCUAAUGGCAGCAGUGAAGUCCCACCUCCACUGCCCCCCAAGUCCCCCAGCUUCCAGGCCCAGCCGCAGAAGGCCUUGCCCGCGCCGCCGGCGCCCCCGGGGUCCCAGGUGUUCGUGCAGAAGAAGCGACCAGGCCGAGGCCCAGGGACCAGUGGGGGAAAGCUAAAUCCACCCCCUGCACCUCCUGCAAGAUCACCCACCACAGAGCUUUCAAGCAAGAGCCAGCAGGCCCUCAUCUGGACCCCAGCACAGCAGCCUGGAGGUCAACUACGAAAUGGAAGCCUGCACAUCCUGGAUGACUUUGAGUCCAAAUUCACGUUCCAUUCUGUGGAAGACUUCCCCCCUCCAGAUGAGUAUAAACCAUGCCAGAAGAUUUACCCCAGCAAGAUCCCCAGAAGCCGUACACCUGGUCCCUGGCUCCCGGCCGAGGCAGCCACACAGAGCUCUGAUGACAUCAAAGGCAGAAAUUCUCAGCUGUCUCUGAAGACUCUCCGGUGA
Molecule: messenger RNA, 1395 nt
Organism: Otolemur garnettii (small-eared galago)
Lineage: Eukaryota; Metazoa; Chordata; Mammalia; Primates; Galagidae
Gene: WIPF3
Product: WAS/WASL interacting protein family member 3
Exons: 8
Coding region: 1-1395 (464 amino acids)
Biological process (GO): Arp2/3 complex-mediated actin nucleation; endocytic recycling; retrograde transport, endosome to Golgi
Cellular component (GO): early endosome; WASH complex; recycling endosome
Molecular function (GO): gamma-tubulin binding; actin binding; alpha-tubulin binding
Source: RefSeq, a predicted model, not a curated record